AUGAGCACAACAGAAAGCGAAUGCCUCCAACUUAUAAACCAGGGAACAUCGGAUUUCUUCCAUCUGGCACAGAAGUACAAACUCGAGAUCAUCGAAUCUAGAAAGCCCACAGACAAGAGCGAUCUCAUAUUCUCGUAUUUCCUGCUGCAUCUUUUGGCGUCUGGCGACACGAGGAGAUACUGCCUAAACAGGGCAGAGCUAGCAGCUGUGGUAGAGUCGGGAGAGUUUGCGUGCGUUAGAACCCUUGAUCACCUGUGGAAGUCAAGCUUACUCGGAGACAUCCCGCAGAUGAAACAUGCUUUGGAUACUUUACCACACACACACCAACAAAUAGGAGUAAAUGCGUGUAAAUCACUGCAGGAAAAGCCCGUAAAGGAAGGAAGCGAGCAGUUUGGAGGGAAAGGAAGCAAAAUUCAGCAGAUUAUAAAGGCGUCAAAUAUGUUUUUCCGAGUAUAA
Nematocida minor is the source of this 456-nucleotide messenger RNA. RefSeq lists its product as uncharacterized. The coding region runs from base 1 to 456 and encodes 151 amino acids. Lineage: Eukaryota; Fungi; Microsporidia. The record is from RefSeq and is a predicted model, not a curated record. The transcript has a single exon.